This is a messenger RNA of Carya illinoinensis, 909 nucleotides long. RefSeq lists its product as uncharacterized. The transcript is spliced from 5 exons. The coding region runs from base 16 to 591 and encodes 191 amino acids. The record is from RefSeq and is a predicted model, not a curated record. Lineage: Eukaryota; Viridiplantae; Streptophyta; Magnoliopsida; Fagales; Juglandaceae.
AAGCCCAAUAACAAAAUGAGAAAGGGCAUUCGUUUUGAACCAGUUGCAUCGAAUGGUAAACCUAGGGAGCGGAGCACCCGAUCACAACCGCGGGAAAUGGAGGACCGACCUGAAGGGCGACAAGCUCAGAGAGACGGUUAUACGGUCAUCUCAGAAACCCUAAUCUCAGAACCACCUCUCGAUCAAUCGUCCACGUCUCCUCAAACCGCAUCCGGUCUUGCUGAGGAUGACCAUGCCGAACCACUACCUGCUCUCAACCAGACUGAGAUCUUCAGAGCCCUCGAGGUCGUCGAGAGAGACUCUGUGGCCAUCGCCGAGAGCUUCACUUCCCUCUUCGCUUCUCUUCGUUUAGCUCUCUCUGAGGUUACUAGUGGCUCUGUGGAUCACAUGCAUUGCUUCAGUGAUGCUGCAGGCCGUCUUCAAGAAUCUGUUCUUGAUGCUGCAACAAAGGGUAAUCGAUACAUUAAUUCAUGUCUCAGAUUAAAUGAGGAGAUGAAGGGCAUCGACAGUCUAGCUAUACAGCUAAAAAUCCUGAGGAGAAACGUAGAUGCUUUAGACACAGCUGUGAACAAGCUUCUCCGUCUUCCAUGAAGGUUGAGGUGCUCAGCUCAUUAGUUAUACAUUACCUUCAUUGUCAUUUCCUUUCAUUCCUUUGUAUUUAUGUACGGAUACUUUUGCUUGGUAUUUGUGAAUAUUAAAACGUUGAAUCGUGAUACUGCGGUGAAUAUGAAAACUCUCAUAAAAGUUUUUGACUUUAGGAUAUAUUGACAAGUCGCCCCAGUCUAUGGAAGACCAACCAGGAGAUGUUUUACCUUUCGGCUGAUUGUUGUAGAAUCCAAAGCAUAUGUGGACUGCUAUUUUUACUUGGGUCAAUCUUUGAAUGGAUUUUCCUGAUUUCCUUUGCCGAAA